CCCCCGUUCAAUCCAGCUCCAAGGAAGGAAGGAGGAACCGCUCGAGUCGCAUGUGUCACUUCCAGAAUGCUCCGAAACCGCGCUGCUAUGUGACUCCCUGGGAUAUUUUAGCCUGUUUUGCGGUCGGUGGGACGUAAGGUUAGAAAGUUAGGAAUCACAGCCGGUGUUUUGGGGGCGCGGGGCGCGUUGGGAAGGUGGCGCGAGUGGUUUCGGAAGUGGAGCGUGGCAGAGAAAAGGAAGAAGGGGGGGGCUUUUCUUUCCUGUGUGAUACCAGUUAGCUUCGCUUCGCUUUGCUGCCACGACGGGACUGACGUAGAAUAUGGCGGAGCAUCACCCGGUUUCCGACAACAAACACAAAUCUUCGCUCAACUCCGGAGCUCCGUCGUACUCCGGGAAUGGACGCAGCAGCACGGCGGUGGUGGAGAGAGGAGGAGGAGGAGGAGGAGGAGGCGGCAGCAGCAGUGCCGGGGCAGGACCGGGACCGGGAGCAGGAGCAGCCGGAGGAGGAGGAGGGCUGUCCGGCGGCCUGUCGCAGCCGGCCGGGUGGCAGUCCCUGCUGUCUUUCACCAUCCUGUUCCUGGCCUGGCUGGCCGGUUUCAGCUCCAGGCUCUUCGCUGUCAUCCGCUUCGAGAGCAUCAUCCAUGAGUUUGACCCCUGGUUCAACUACAGGUCGACUCACCACCUCACCACCAACGGUUUCUACGAGUUCCUCAACUGGUUUGACGAAAGGGCCUGGUACCCUCUGGGCAGGAUAGUGGGGGGCACGGUCUACCCGGGUCUCAUGGUCACCGCUGGCCUCAUCCACUAUGUCCUCAACUUGCUGCACAUCACCGUCCACAUCCGGGAUGUCUGCGUGUUCCUGGCGCCCGUGUUCAGCGGCCUCACCGCCAUCUCCACCUUCCUGCUGACCAGGGAGCUAUGGAACCAGGGGGCGGGCCUACUGGCGGCCUGCUUCAUCGCCAUCGUCCCCGGCUACAUCUCCCGCUCCGUUGCCGGCUCUUUCGACAACGAAGGCAUCGCCAUCUUCGCUCUGCAGUUCACUUAUUAUCUCUGGGUGAAAUCGGUGAAGACGGGCUCAGUCUUCUGGACCAUCGGAUGCUGCCUCUCUUAUUUCUAUAUGGUUUCAGCUUGGGGUGGCUACGUCUUCAUCAUCAACCUAAUUCCUCUUCAUGUGUUCGUCCUGCUGCUCAUGCAACGCUUCAGCAGGAGAGUCUACAUAGCCUACAGCACCUUCUACAUCAUCGGCCUGGUCCUCUCUAUGCAGAUCCCUUUUGUGGGCUUUCAGCCAAUCAGGACCAGUGAACACAUGGCCGCAGCAGGUGUGUUUGUGCUGCUCCAGGUCUACGCCUUCCUGCAGUACCUGAAGGACAGGCUGACCAGACAGGAGUUCCAGACGCUCUUCUUCCUGGGGGUGUCUCUGGCGGCCGGCGUGGUUUUCCUCUCGGUCAUCUACCUGACAUACAUAGGGUACAUUGCUCCGUGGAGUGGGCGCUUCUACUCCCUGUGGGAUACUGGCUACGCCAAGAUCCACAUCCCCAUUAUUGCGUCAGUGUCGGAGCACCAGCCCACCACCUGGGUCUCCUUCUUCUUUGACCUCCACAUCCUGGUCUGCACCUUCCCAGCAGGCCUUUGGUUCUGCAUCAAGAACAUCAAUGAUGAGCGCGUGUUUGUGGCCUUGUACGCCAUCAGCGCCGUGUACUUCGCCGGCGUCAUGGUGCGUCUGAUGCUCACGCUGACCCCGGUGGUGUGCAUGCUGUCGGCCGUGGCCUUCUCCAGCGUCUUCGAACACUACCUGGGCGACGACAUGAAGAGGCAGAGCCCGCCGGCAGAGGACAGCAGCGACGAGGACGACAGAAAGAACGCCGGCAACCUCUACGACAAGGCCGGGAAGGUUCGCAAACAUGUGUCCGAGCAGGAGAAGGCGGAGGAGGGCCUGGGUCCCAACAUCAAGUCCUUAGUCACCAUGUUGAUGCUGAUGCUGCUCAUGAUGUUCGCCGUUCACUGCACAUGGGUCACCAGUAACGCCUACUCCAGCCCCAGCGUGGUGCUGGCAUCGUACAACCACGACGGAUCCCGUAACAUCUUGGACGACUUCAGGGAGGCCUAUUAUUGGCUGAGGCAGAACACAGACGAACACGCCAGAGUGAUGUCAUGGUGGGACUACGGUUACCAGAUCGCAGGCAUGGCCAACAGAACCACGCUGGUCGACAACAACACGUGGAACAACAGUCAUAUAGCCCUGGUGGGAAAAGCCAUGUCGUCCAAUGAGAGCGCAGCCUACGAAAUCAUGAGGUCACUGGACGUCGACUACGUCCUCAUCAUCUUCGGGGGUGUGAUCGGUUACUCGGGCGACGACAUCAACAAGUUCCUCUGGAUGGUCCGCAUCGCAGAGGGGGAGCACCCGCGGGACAUCAGGGAAAGUGACUACUUCACCCCACAGGGAGAGUUCAGAGUGGACAAAGCCGGCUCCCCCACCCUCCUCAACUGCCUUAUGUACAAAAUGUCUUAUUACCGCUUCGGAGAGAUGCAGCUGGACUUCCGGACGCCGCCAGGCUUUGACAGGACACGUAACGCUGAGAUCGGCAACAAGGACAUAAAGCUGAAGCACCUGGAGGAGGCGUUCACCUCCGAGCACUGGUUGGUCAGGAUUUAUAAGGUGAAAAAGCUGGAGAACAGAGACCGUUUGGAGCACAAGCUGAGGAGCACCGACUCCGUUAAGCAGAAGUACACCUCGAAAAAGACCGCCAAGAGGAAGCGGGGUUACAUCAAGAACAAGCUAAGCUUCAAGAAGGGUAAGAAACUGACCAAGAAAUCUUUAUAGGCGGUGGGCGGAGGCAGCGACCCGCUGUCGACGAGAGAGGGAAAAAUCUGACGUCAACACAAACCUUCCAACGAAAACAAGCAGCAAACGUAAUUCCACCAAUCAAGUCGAACGCGGAACACCAGAGGUUCUCCAGACCCUUGUCAUCCCGAGCGUACACAUCUGGAAGUCCAGGCCGGAACUGUUUAACAUCACCCAGGAAACCGGAGAUCUGACCUUUGACCUGCUCAGCUCAGCGGGGGUCAAGGAGGUGGAGAAUGGAGAGGGGCGGGCCAGUCCUGUAGACCCUCCCCACAUUGGUUUUAACCUGAGGAACUGUGACCUUUGACUCGCAUUUCUUUUUUUUUUUUUUUUUUUCUUUUUUUUUUUUUUUUUGUACUUGAAUGUGCCGUGAGAGAUGAGGCGUCCCCGACGGAGCGGCCGCCGUUCUCGACCGCUCCUCGCAUCGCAUCCUUCAGAGAGGUACAGAAAACAGACCACUGUUCUACCACGUCUCACACACACAGGAGAAACCCUGCGGCGUAGGGCUUUCACCUGCUUCGGCAAAUUCUUCGUCAAUAUUAAACCUAAUCUGAAUGAAAUAGAAAAUCUACCGCUCUCUUCUUUAGUCUGAAUCAGCAGCCGGCGUCACGAGCUCAGAUGCUUUUGGAACAUUGAGCCUCACAGUGGGAGAACAGGGACGCUCUACAGUCUGUUUACUGUUCACCAUGAUUCAUUUCCUCUCAUAUUGUCUUUACAGUCUAUUAUCAGCAGCGGGCAUGUACACACAGUAUGUGCCAACGUCAGCCGACCUCAUUUUAUUUCAGUCGGUUUAAAGGAUCCAUCUGGUUUAUCGCAGUUUAAUUAUAACGACCUCAUAUUGUGCUCGUGUUAGUUACAGUUUGAGAUCGGGGGGUGGUUUUCAUUUCUAAA
Molecule: messenger RNA, 3733 nt
Organism: Sphaeramia orbicularis (orbiculate cardinalfish)
Lineage: Eukaryota; Metazoa; Chordata; Actinopteri; Kurtiformes; Apogonidae
Product: dolichyl-diphosphooligosaccharide--protein glycosyltransferase subunit STT3B-like
Exons: 16
Coding region: 320-2821 (833 amino acids)
Biological process (GO): post-translational protein modification
Cellular component (GO): membrane
Molecular function (GO): dolichyl-diphosphooligosaccharide-protein glycotransferase activity
Source: RefSeq, a predicted model, not a curated record